Molecule: messenger RNA, 1130 nt
Organism: Humulus lupulus (European hop)
Lineage: Eukaryota; Viridiplantae; Streptophyta; Magnoliopsida; Rosales; Cannabaceae
Exons: 2
Coding region: 349-972 (207 amino acids)
Source: RefSeq, a predicted model, not a curated record
CAGCCCGGGGGAAAAAAUCUACGAGCUAUGUUCACUGGAGGGAACUCCUCAGCUGGGGCCUCCGGGCCCAAAAUGAAGAAGCUCUGGGUGGCGAAGAAAGCCGCUCGGACCCCAACCAAGUCCCCUGCAAAGGGGAAAGAGCAGCCCCCAGCUGCCCAGGCAGAGGAAACUGUACCUCCUGUUGUAGUGGGGAACAUGCCCCCACCCCCUCUGCGAGCUCCGGCCUUCGUCCGGGACACAGGGGCGGAGCUCGAGGCUUUGGCAACUGCGCCCCCCGAGGUGCGUAUCCCGGUGGACCCCUAGACCCUGGAGAAGAUUCCAGAUGUCUUUUGGGGGACGGUGUAUGAGAUGGCGAGCUACACCGUCGACCACUUCUACCGCUUCAACGAGAGGGAGCUGCGGGCCAUCGAAGCAAGGAGCCCGGUGGGCGUAAUGGAAUCUUCACUGGGCAUGGCCCUAACGAGCGUCUUGGCCAUUCACCAAAGCAUAGCCAGGGCCAAGGCCCAACUCGAGGAUAUGAGGGGCGAGCAUCAGGCGGCUUUGGCCGCCCAUCAGACUUCCUUGCAGACGGCCCAACAGAAGGAAAAGGAAGCCAAGGAUGCUCUGACGGCCGUACAGGCCGAGCUGGAAGAAGCCCGUCCUAAGCUUCAAGAGGCCGAGGCUACCAAAGCCGCCCUCGCUGCCGCGCUGGUCGAGCUAGACUCUGCGAAGGCUAGGGCCGAGGAGGCUAAGGCCGCCUUGGAAACGGAGAGGGCAGCCUCCAGCACCGCCAUGGAGGACAUGCUCUACCAUUGCUGGGCCUAUAAUCCGGACGGCGACUUCUCCUUCUUAGGAGCGGACGGGGAGGUCUUCCUGGAGGGGUUCAAAGCUCGCCUCCAGCAGGAGGCACCUUCUGAUACGGGGGAGGCACUCGUCGUGGCCGAGCAGGAGGGCGAGACAGCGACCUCGUCGGGGCAGCCUGGUGGAGCUUAGGGCCUUUCUUUUUCGCACCCUUUCCUUUAAUAUUCUCAUUAAUUUUUUUUUGUUUGUAACUUUGCAUGAGGUUUUUCCACCUCGAGACAAUUGGUUUUAUCAAUUUUUUAUUUUAAUUGGUUUAUUUCCUUUUGCCUUUACGCAUUUUAGUUACUACU